Molecule: messenger RNA, 1290 nt
Organism: Oncorhynchus gorbuscha (pink salmon)
Lineage: Eukaryota; Metazoa; Chordata; Actinopteri; Salmoniformes; Salmonidae
Product: GATA zinc finger domain-containing protein 14-like
Exons: 1
Coding region: 1-1290 (429 amino acids)
Source: RefSeq, a predicted model, not a curated record
AUGCCAACAACAACCAAUAACAACCCUAACAACAACCCCAAUAACAACCAUAACAACAACCCUAACAACAACCCCAAUAACAUCCCUAACAACAACCCCAAUAACAACCCUAACAACAACCCCAAUAACAACCCCAAUAACAACCCUAAUAACAUCCCCAAUAACAACCCUAAUAACAACCCCAAUAACAACCCUAACAACAACCCUAACAACAACCCCAAUAACAACCCUAACAACAACCCCAAUAACAACCCUAACAACAACCCCAAUAACAACCCCAAUAACAACCCUAACAACAACCCCAAUAACAACCCUAACAACAACCCCAAUAACAACCCUAACAACAACCCUAAAAACAACCCCAAUAACAACCCUAACAACAACCCCAAUAACAACCAUAACAAAAACUCCAACAACAACCCCAAUAACAACCCUAACAACAACCCCAAUAACAACCCUAACAACAACCCUAACAACAACCCCAAUAACAACCCUAACAACAACCCCAAUAACAACCCCAAUAACAACCCUAACAACAACCCCAAUAACAACCCCAAUAACAACCCUAAUAACAACCCCAAUAACAACCCCAAUAACAACCCUAACAACAACCCUAAUAACAACCCCAAUAACAACCCCAAUAACAACCCCAAUAACAACCCCAAUAACAACCCCAAUAACAACCCUAACAACAACCCCAAUAACAACCCUAACAACAACCCCAAUAACAACCCUAACAACAACCCCAAUAACAACAACCCCAAUAACAACCCUAACAACAACCCAAAUAACAACCCCAAUAACAACCCUAACAACAACCCCAAUAACAACCCCAAUAACAACCCUAAUAACAACCCCAAUAACAACCCCAAUAACAACCCUAACAACAACCCUAACAACAACCCCAAUAACAACCCUAACAACAACCCCAAUAACAACCCUAACAACAACCCCAAUAACAACCCUAACAACAACCCUAACAACAACCCCAAUAACAACCCUAACAACAACCCCAAUAACAACCCUAACAACAACCCCAAUAACAACCCUAACAACAACCCCAAUAACAACCCUAACAACAACCCCAAUAACAACAACCCCAAUAACAACCCUAACAACAACCCAAAUAACAACCCUAACAACAACCCUAACAACAACCCAAAUAACAACCCUAACAACAACCCAACAACCCCAAUAACAACCACAAUAACAACCCCAAUAACAACCCCAAUAAUAACCCUAACAACAACCCAAAUAACAACCCUAACAACAACCCAACAACCCCAAUAA